Molecule: messenger RNA, 1664 nt
Organism: Ectocarpus sp. CCAP 1310/34
Lineage: Eukaryota; Phaeophyceae; Ectocarpales; Ectocarpaceae
Source: the annotation of a GenBank genome assembly
GCGGUUCCACAAGAGGCCUUGGACAUUGCAGCUCAAUGACAUCGCCUGGUUCAACCAUAAGUAAGGAAGAUACGGAUGUUGGAGACAUAGAUAUAUUUGACGCCGCGACGUCGAAAAAGAUACACGAAGAGCACCAGAGAGACAUGGAAGAUGCGGCGAAAGCUAUCGGCCCGCGAGGGAUGGCUCUCAUCAGGGGGCUUGAGAGACAAACGAUGACGGCGACAACAAGAAUAACCCAGUCGUUGACGGCGGGAUCAUUGCACGGAGGGCGAUUGUUGAGGAAGCUAACCCCGGCGACUUCCUUCUUCUCCAGAAAAAAAACGCCAGCACCGACACCAGCAGCAGAACCCGUAGCGGGACCAAAGCCGGCAGCAGCACCGGCACCAACAGCACCAACACUAGAACAACUCCUACUAGCAGAACUUCACAUGGCAACGAACGCUCAAUCCUCCAGCAACGCAACCCUCGAACCGCCACCUACAGUUGCCGAGAGCGGGAGCCCUGAAACAGCAGCGCCGACCGAGACCCCAUCUGAGGAGCCUUCUGCCGCCGACGAUGUCGAUGUAGGAAGGAAACCUCCCCCGGUACCUGCAUCAGAGACGGCGGCGGCAGGAGAACCAGAGCCGGCGAGACGGUUAGAUGCAGAGGGCAAGGGGUCAGUCGAAACGGCGAGAUUUACCUCGCGCGAGUCUGCGGAGCCCGCUCCGUCGCCACCGGCCGCCGCGCCGACGGAAGACGCAGGUUCUGAAGCGGUGCUCCCGGAGUUGAAGAUCGUAUCCUUCGACGUUCGAGAACCGACUCUCGGUGCUUCCGUGGUCGGGCACGUCGUAGUCUUGGCGGGCUCCUGCUACGUGUGGGCGACGACGGAAGGCUCGGUGGCUCAGGGCUCGUUGGCUGCGGCCGUGGGGACCCGUUUCGACGGAGGCAUGCCGACGGCUACGCCGCUGCUGGCGGGGGAAGGGGCCGGGGAGGCCGGCGAAGGAGGGGUAGGCGUGAGCAUGGCGCAGCGGCUGUGCAAGCGCACCGGGAGGGUGGUGUUCGUGAGCUGCGACUUGUCGGAGGACUCGCAGAUCCUGGUAGCUGCUGUCGAGGCUAAGGUGGUCGCUCUCUUGAAAGCCGAGGAUUGAUUGGUGCCCUGUGUGCGGGGACGUAUAAUGCUGGUGCCGGGUGCCGCCCGCUUCUUGUGCUAGAGAUAUAGACGGUAAAAAAACGACAUGGGUUGGCCAUGCCUUUUGUCUGUCGGGGCCGUGGUGUUCACUGCUUGCUGUUUUCCUUGGCACCCUCUUGUGAAUAUUGUCAAUUGUCAGAAGCAGAGGCGCCAUCGACGCCACGUUUUUGUCCGUGGUCUGCGGGUUUGUUGUCCUAGGGUAACGACGACAAUGCCCAGGAAGAGCGUCGUGCUGUCGUCUGAUUCGGCAGACGCGAAACUCAACGCACGCCUUUGUAGACAGCUGCUUACACAGGUUUGUAUUUGUUGUCUUUUUGGUUCGGUGUGGUUCGCUUGGGCCUUAGACGUCAGCUGUGCGGACUGUCCGAGCGUGGGAUGAUUCACUAGUGGCACAGUUGGAGAAUGCCCGGAGGUUUUCCCUAGCCACCAAAGAAUGUCUUGAGCUUUGUACCAGAAGUGUGCGCUAGCAACAGGCAGCGCGGUGUUGCGAAAACGG